Messenger RNA from Erinaceus europaeus (western European hedgehog), 2387 nucleotides. RefSeq names its product trace amine-associated receptor 1. The coding region runs from base 1 to 1017 and encodes 338 amino acids. The record is from RefSeq and is a predicted model, not a curated record. Gene Ontology annotation, cellular component: membrane. The transcript has a single exon. Gene Ontology annotation, molecular function: trace-amine receptor activity. Gene Ontology annotation, biological process: G protein-coupled receptor signaling pathway. Lineage: Eukaryota; Metazoa; Chordata; Mammalia; Eulipotyphla; Erinaceidae.
AUGACGUCCUUAUGCCACAAUAUAAUUAAUAUUUCUUGUGUGAAAAAUAGCUGGUCAAAUGGUGUUCGCAUUUCCUUGUAUAGUUUGAUGAUACUCAUAAUUCUUACCACACUUGUUGGAAAUUUGAUUGUGAUUAUUUCCAUAUCACACUUCAAGCAACUUCAUACUCCAACUAACUGGCUCAUCCAUUCAAUGGCCAUUGUGGACUUCAUGCUGGGGUGUCUGGUAAUGCCUUAUAGCAUGGUGAGAUCUGUUGAGCAUUGCUGGCACUAUGGUGAAGUCUUCUGUAAAAUUCACACCAGCAUUGACAUCAUGUUGAGCUCAGCCUCCAUUUUCCACUUGUCCUUCAUUUCCAUUGACCGUUACUAUGCAGUAUGUGAUCCACUGAGAUACAAGGUCAAGAUCAAAAGGUCGGUGAUUUUUAUGAUGAUCUUUGUUAGUUGGAGUGUCCCUGCUCUCUUCGCAUUUGGAAUGAUAUUUCUGGAAUUGAACUUCAAAGGAUCUGAAGAGAUGUAUUACAAACACAUUCACUGCAAAGGGAGUUGUUCACUUUUCUUUAGCAAAACAUCUGGGGUAUUGGCUUUCAUGACCUCUUUCUAUAUACCAGCAUCUGUUAUGGUGUGUAUCUACUAUAGAAUAUAUUUCAUAGCUAAAGGACAUGCACGAUUAAUUGACGAUACAAGCCAAUUUCACAUUAGCUUAGAAGAGACAAAUGGAAUCUCACGAAGAAGAGAAAGGAAAGCUGCAAAGACUCUAGGGAUUGUGAUGGGGGUUUUCCUGAUAUGCUGGUGUCCUUUUUUUGUCUGCACAGUCAUGGAUCCUUUCCUGGAUUAUACCAUUCCACCAGCCUUGAAUGAUACACUGAUCUGGUUUGGUUACUUAAACUCUACUUUUAAUCCAAUGGUUUAUGCAUUUUUCUACCCAUGGUUCAGAAGAGCACUGAAGAUGAUUCUACUUGGUAAAAUUUUCCAAAAGGAUUCAUCUAGAUUGAAAUUAUUUUUAGACUCAAAUCCAUAGAAAUGUUGCAUUUUACUGUUUUACUAACCGUUGGCCACCCUAUCUGUAAAUUCUCCAACAUCAACCACGUGCCCCAAGUAAAUAUAUGGUUCCUUUAGCAAUUAUUUUAGUCAAAGAAUGUACAGUGAGAUAAGAUGUUUAUACUUUGCUUCCUACUUGAGGCAUAGUAGAUACAGUCUUUGCCACUCUUCUUAUUACUAUUGAAACAUAUCCAGUUCAAGACUUUGGGGUCUACAUUUUAAAGAACUUUUCAUUCCUUUCCAAAGACAUGACUUGAAACUGAUUGUGGUAACUUCCUCAGUAGAGCAGGAAAAUUCAGUGGAUAAAAACCGCAAGUCUAUUUUUGGGGAUGAAAAUAAAUAUGACUGUUACCUAUUUGCUUGAAUAUAUAUAUCUUGUAGCAUCAACUAAAAGUACACAUUAAAUGUUAUUAUUAAAUAAUCGCUCAUAUGCAUUUUACUAUUAAUACCAACCCUUACUAUUACUAUUAAUACCAACCCAAUUCCUUUAUAUCUUGAUUUUUAUCUUUUAUCUAUUGAUUUUAUGUUUUUUCCUCCAUUAUAUUGGGGGUGGGUAGUGGAUUCCAGUGUUGUUAUUGACAUCAUAAUCCCAUGACUCUUCUUCGUCUUCUCUACCCCAGCAUCUUUGGCUUUGGUGUAAUAUACCCUGCGCAGUCCAAGGUUUGCUUUGUGUUUUUCUUUUCUAGCAUGUUUCUUAAGUUCUACGUGUUAAUGAGAUCAACUGGUAUUUGUCCUUCUAUUUUUGAAUUAUCUCACUUAACAUAAUGCCCUCAAUUUCCAUCCUAGAUGAAGCAAAGGAAAAGCAUUCAUCACUUUUGUUAGCAGAGUAUUUCAUUGUAUAUAUAUAUAUAUAUAUGUAUCUUUCUUAGCCAUUUACCUGUUGUUGGACCUCUGAGUCAUUUCCAAGAAGACUUUUCUGAUUCCUAUAGGAAAUUUGACGAAGAUAAAGUGCAAAUUAAAUAUCAUAUAGAGAAACAAAAUAAAAGUAACAGUAUCACUAAUAGUUAAUUUCCUGAAAGAACUAUGUUAUUCUAUCUAUAGCUCAUCUACAUCUAUAUCUAUAAUAAUUCCUGCUCUGGGAUACUUGUUUUGAUAAAAAGAGACAGGAAGAGAUAAGGUAAGAGACAACAACACUGAAGCUUCUCCCAGUGAGGUGGUGCCCAGGAUGGAACCUGAAUAGUGUAUAUGGUAAAGUAGGUGGCUUGCCAAAGAAACUAUCAUGUAGAUUGUUUGCAGUUAGUAGAAACAAUUUUUUUCUGACUGUAUUGUUGUAUUGUGUUGGUGUAUAAAUAUAUUUUUAGUCAUUUUCUUAUUUUUAAGAUACUAUACAUUAAAAUAUUUUUUUUGCCU